CCCAAAUUAACACUAAAGAAGAAGAAGCUUUACGUUUGACAUUAGCUGAAAAUGAGAAGCUAACGGGAGACGAGAAGUUUUCUGCUUGCACUUUAUUAAAAGUCAAGCCACGUAUACGUAGGCCUCUUUAGUCAUGGGAAACCAAGUGGAAUAACCCUUUGCGGAUUUUGUCAACACUCCAGCGGGUCUGCAGCAGGUGGAGGCAGCAGCUGAUUCUGCAGAGAUGACCAACCUGAACUGGAAACCGUUCAUCUACGGAGGGAUGGCCUCGAUUGUCGCAGAAUUCGGGACGUUUCCCAUUGACCUGACUAAGACCCGGCUACAGGUCCAAGGUCAGUCUCAGUACACGGAGAUUCGAUACAGAGGCAUGUUCCACGCCCUCUUCAAGAUUGGCAAAGAGGAGGGCAUAAAAGCGCUGUACUCUGGGAUUUCUCCAGCUCUGUUGAGACAAGCCUCUUACGGGACGAUCAAGAUAGGGACCUACAACUCUCUGAAGAGGCUGUUUGUCACUAAUCCUGAAGAUGAGACGAUGGUCAUCAACGUCUUCUGUGGCGUCGUGUCUGGAGUGCUCUCCUCUUCUCUGGCAAACCCAACAGACGUUCUCAAGAUCAGGAUGCAGGCGCAGGGCAGUCUGCUCCAGGGCAGCAUGAUGUCUAACUUCAUGAACAUCUACCAGACAGAGGGCACCAGAGGCCUGUGGAGGGGUGUCCUCCCCACAGCGCAGCGAGCAGCCAUCGUCGUCGGGGUGGAACUUCCUGUGUACGACAUCACGAAGAAGCACCUCCUCCUCUCCGGCGUGAUGGGAGACACCAUCCUGACACACUUUAUUUCAAGCUUCACGUGUGGCCUAGCGGGGGCGCUGGCCUCCAACCCUGUUGAUGUGGUGCGGACUCGAAUGAUGAACCAGCGAGUUUCGUCAGGAGCCCCGAUGUACAAAGGCACGAUGGACGGACUGAUGCAGACGUGGAAGAACGAGGGCUUCUUUGCUCUCUAUAAAGGGUUCUGGCCCAACUGGCUGCGACUCGGGCCCUGGAACAUCAUCUUCUUCAUCACCUUCGAGCAGCUGAAGAAGCUCCCGUUUUAACGGACAGGAAGCGGGACUAGCUCUGUGUAGACUGUGUCGGGCAGAAAUGUGAGCGCCUGCAGGUUCAUCACACUCCCUGCACAUCAUACCAAUGAUACAGUACAACACUCCUCAUCUGCCCAUCCAGCAAUCAUCCAAAUCUUAUGUUCUGUGUUUUAUUUAUUCUCACUGGUUUUUGUACAGUUUUUAAGGAGUGUGCUCUCAUCCUCCUUCGACACUCCCCAGGCAGCUAAGAGUUUGGUUGUAGCAGAAGAGACGUGGUUUAUUGUUGUUUAGUUUAACACUGGAUAGGGUGAGAGUGAGAGGGGGCCUUUAUUUAUUAAGAAACAGGACUCCAACACAGAUCUGGACAUGUUAAAUUCAUUAGUAAGCCUAGGAAGUGAAGUAAGCCAGGUGAGACAUGCAAGGCUAUGCCGUUUGUGAAGAUUAGAGGAAAGAAAAUAAUGUGAAAUUAAAAUAGGAACGUCACCAAAGUGACUGUUACAGGUGCUCACUGAACUGAGAGGAAAUAAGGCUAUAAAGAGCACUCCAGAAGAAGGGGUCACUCAGCCGGUAAAAUGCAUCUUUUAAAAGGUCAGUUGACAGAAAAUAAAGAAACUUCACGCGAGACAUGGGAGGCUACAAGCAAACCCAUCCAAACGAACAUAGGUCAAAUCGGUUCUAGACUUUGUAAUAAGGAAAUGUUGCAUAGCCUACUUCCAAGGUUUUACUUGAAUCAAUCACAAAUCUGAACCAAAGCCUCUAAAGACAACUCUUUAUUAUUAUUUCACAACCAAAAUAUGUUUAGUUUUUGUGUCUUUUGAAGGAAAUACUCCGUCAGAUCCAUCACUUUUAAUAAAGGUGUUUCUUCAUCUUUUUUUAACAUACUGCGCCUCCAUUCUGCUGAUGUAUUGGAAGCUAAUUUCAUUAUGGACCUGCAGGACACGUUACAUUUCAUUCACACAGGAAAGCAGCAGCUGGCGGUGACAGAAAAUGCUUAAUGUGUUUCUAACAACCCGGGUUCAAUUAAUUUGCAGAGAGAAACUCUGCUGAGAAGUGUCUGAAAGUCAUCAUUUGGGAUUAUGAAAUAUUUGUGAAUCACGUUCUCAAAGAAACUCCAACCACUUAAAACAAACCAAAUGCAUUUCAUACAAAACUAAUACACACGUGUUUGUCCCUUGUUUGACUCGUGCAAUACAGGAGUGCAGCUUUUUCUUUUUACUCCACCAGCACUACUUAACUUCAGUCUUAUUUAAGUACUUUUGUUUUCAAUUUGGAGACUGUUGGUUGUGUUUCAGGUUGCCCGUCAAAGUGGCAUUCAUUUUCCAUGGCUUUAAGGCUGGGAGAAGUCCUUUUUUAAAGUGUUAUUUAAAAAAUACCUAGAAAGAGAAGGAAAGAUGGUAUUCCGAGGAAAAGUAAACUGAAAUUCCCAAAAUUAAAUUGUCAACGUGCAUGAAAAAAGGAUCAAAGUCCUAAAUUUACAAGGGGAAGAAAACAACACGCAUUGAGGUGAAUGAAACUGUAAUAUUAAGAUAGUCAAGUCAAACAGUUCAGAGGGAAGAACUGUAAAUUCACUUCAAUAUUUUAUUUAUUAUUGUUUUUUAUAUUAUUUUCAAAAGUUCUGCUUUUCAUGUUGUUCGAAUUUGACCUGAGAAUGAGUCUUGUAUUUAUUCCCCACGUCUUAAAUCCUCACGCUGGCAUGAUUCUUGUUAUUUUAUCAUUUUUAAACAUUGCUCUGGGUCGACCACUUUGAAAACUCUUCCUACGUUUGCCUGGCGACUCCUUCCCUUCAUUAUAUCUGUGAACGAUGUGUUACCUGUGACCUUACAUGCAGCACUGACUACGUUUACACGCCUUGUGCAUGCAAGCAUAGUCAAUGAUAGGAGUUUGCUCCGGAAGGGGUUGAAAGCGGCCCAUAAAUGAAAGUAAUUUGGGCUGAGAAGUCUCCUUGCUGUAGUUAAAAAAAAACUGCUCUGUGGCCCAAAUCCUAGAAGGCCUGUUUUAUAAGAACCUGUGUUUUUGUAAUCAAAGAGGCGCUCACGUGGAAGUGUUAUGCUUUGUUUUUGCUCCUUAAUCAUGAAUGUAAAGCACUUUAUUUUUAUGAAGGAGGGCUGGUGAUGGAUUAAUAGAAUUGACCGAGGUCGGGAAAUAAAGAGCCUCUGCAGAAAUGGUAGUUUUUUUCCAGCGGGUGCCAUGUAAUCAGACUUUUUCUUCAGUGGACUUUCAGUAUAUUGGGGUUUUUGUAGAUCUGUUUUGAUGCUUUUAUAUUGAUUUAACUCGCGUUCUCUUCAGACAUUCUUCAUGAAGCUUAUUCUCUGCUUGUGACUUAAAAUUCAUUUGAUUGAAUGUUUUUCCCUGGCUAUAGAAUCCAGUUCCUCAGCCUGAUGUCAAACAACACUCAAAAAAUACUAGCCUUUAAUUUCAGAUUUUGGCCUCAUUCCUCUUGAUCACAUUCUGAAAUUAAGUUUUGACAUUUUCAAUGACUUCUAAAUUAUGUGUUGAUUUAAAGACCAAAAUGAGUGCAUCCUCAUUGGAGCUAAUGAAGGUUUUUAAAGGAGAGUAACUCCAUCAACAUGCCUCUGUUUUAGAGGCGUAUUCAGUCUUUUUACCUCCUGGAAACUCUGUGGCAAGAGGAUAAAAUCUGUUUGUACAUUUCCACUUGUUUGCACCUUGGUGUUUGCUGUCUCUAUCCUUCACGCUUGUUGACGUGAUGAAUUUUGAUGGUGGAGGUUUUUAGUUGGGGAGUAUUUUAUUUUUUAUUUUCUUUGGGUCCGGCUUUAUAUUCAAUGUUCACUCAAAUAAAAUAUAUGCUGUGAUUGUUUCUGUA
Molecule: messenger RNA, 3890 nt
Organism: Eleginops maclovinus (Patagonian blennie)
Lineage: Eukaryota; Metazoa; Chordata; Actinopteri; Perciformes; Eleginopidae
Gene: slc25a14
Product: solute carrier family 25 member 14
Exons: 9
Coding region: 224-1084 (286 amino acids)
Biological process (GO): transmembrane transport
Molecular function (GO): transmembrane transporter activity
Source: RefSeq, a predicted model, not a curated record